This is a messenger RNA of Galeopterus variegatus (Sunda flying lemur), 2533 nucleotides long. RefSeq names its product coiled-coil domain containing 125 (gene CCDC125). The coding region runs from base 130 to 1668 and encodes 512 amino acids. The record is from RefSeq and is a predicted model, not a curated record. NCBI's taxonomy places the organism in Eukaryota, Metazoa, Chordata, Mammalia, Dermoptera, Cynocephalidae. The transcript has 12 exons. Gene Ontology annotation, cellular component: cytoplasm. Gene Ontology annotation, biological process: negative regulation of cell motility; negative regulation of Rho protein signal transduction.
AUUUUCUUCGCUGCUGGCUGCGAAGACCACACCCUUCUUAAGGCAGGCCCACAGUUGCACUUAAUAAGCAGGAAUCUACUGCACUAAAGACACCCAGUUUUUCCUUAUGAUAAAGACAGUGUUUGGCUAAUGAGCAAGGUGGUGAGGUCAUCCAGUGAGUCAGAGGAACAGAUCUGGGAAACAGAAGAGGAUGAUGACAUGACAGAAGGUGAUUUAGGGUAUGGCCUCGGAAGAAGGUCUGGUGGUGUUCAUGAAGUUUCACAUUUAUUUACAUCCAGAAGAAGAUCAGAUGGAAAGAACUUUAGCCCUCCCCCAUUUCCAAGAAAGGGGAAAGAAAGAAGUGAAGCCAUUUUUCAGUAUUCUGAGCAUAAGAGCUUGCAAGAUACAUACCUUCACGGGUCCAGAAUUGCCAGUUACAGACGACAAAGUAGUACGGAUUCUAAUUCAGAAUUGUCAAAUGAAGAAUUAAGGCAACGUCUUCAUGAAACUUUAGAGGAGGUAGAAAUUUUAAAAACUGAUCUUGAGGCAUCUCAAAGACAACUUGAAGGUAAAGAGGAAGCAUUGAAAAUUCUUCAAAGCAUGGCAAUACUUGGCAAAGCUACAAGUCAUACCCAGGCAGUGCUUCAAAAAACUGUGCAACAAAAGAAAUCCUUGGAGAAGGAAAUAAAUGCCUUGCAGUGGGAAAUAGAAUUUGAUCAGAAUAGAUUUAAAAAUAUGGAGGAAUCCUGGACCCAAAAAUAUGACAGACUAAACUGUGAAAAUUCAGUCCUCAAAGAGACCUUGAAGCUUAAAACAGAAGAAAUUAAAAUGUUAAAGUCUGAAAAUGCAGUUUUGAAUCAACAGUAUUUGGAGACACUCGCGAUGCUCGAUAUCAAACAGCAGAAGGCGGCUCAAGAAAACAUGCUCCAUGAUAAAAGUGGCUUUACAGAAAUUUCAGGUCUCGAGCUUGCAGUCCUUGGAGCCUGCCUUUGUCACAGUCCUGGAGGCAGACCCUGUUCUUGUGCCAGAAUGGCAGCGUCCACUCGGAAACUGCUUCUUCAGCUCAAACAAGAGUUGGAACUUUUGCAGAAGAGUAAAGAAGAAGCGUACAUAAUGGCAGAUGCAUUCAGAAUUGCAUUUGAGCAACAAUUAAUGAGGAAAAAUGACCAGGCACUAAGAUUGACACAAAUGGAUAAAAUGUGUUCAAAAGCAGCAAAACGGAUAAAUUGGAAGCACCUUAAAGAGGAUGGAUUUUCAUCACAAAAGAGUAAGAAGACCUUAGGGCAGAAACUGUUGGGUAUGUUCCCAUCAGAAAACAGUUUUAAGAGGACUGAAGACCAGGAUAAUCCUCAAGAAGUCCUUAAGAUGCUUAUAGAUUUGCUGAAUGAUAAAGAAGAAGCUUUGGCUCACCAAAGAAAAGUUAGUUACAUGCUUGCUCGGGCCUUGGAAGACAAAGACACUGCCUCAAAAGAGAAUAAAGAAAAAAAUCCUACGGAACAGAAUUUCCCAUUCAAAAACCCCGGGCAUAAAACUUCAGAAUUCUCUGUUUUGCAUGAUGCUGUACAUUCACAUGUCCAGAUUUUUAAUUCUUUGGGCUGUGUUUGUUCAAUCCAGCAUCCUCAAGCAGAUCCAAACUUCACAAGAACUCUUAAAAGAUCCUGUUCUUUGCCAUCAAAUUUCAUACUUUGAAGACAAACCAGUUGAAAUUGGAACUGAGAGCUGUUUAUAUCAAGAGACUUUGAAAAAAGAUUGUGUAAAUAUUGCUUGCUACACAUCUUGAGAAGUUGUAUGUUUUCUAAGUUUUUCUAAAUUUUAGGAGGCAACUUACCUGAUCAAACUUUUUCUACAUUUUCCACAGAAAAUGUAGUAGUAGUAGUAUUCUGUGUUGACAUAUUUUAUUUAUAAGUUACAUUGCUAUAUUUUGUGAAGUUUUCAGUGUUUGCCAAUAUUUUAAAAACAAAAAUGAUGAUUUUUUUUGAGAGACAAAAUUAUUUAACUAUAUAGAUUACUACAGGGAUCUUACAUUGGCUAAAUCAGCAAUAUAACUAAUGUUCUAAGAUGAUAAUGCCUAGGAGUGACUGAAUGUUAGUUUCUGAAAUACGUUUGUCUCAUUUUAUUUGUCUUUUUCAGGAUUUUUCAUUUAUCAUAUAAAGUUUAAAAAUAAUAAUUUUCUGAAGUUAACUUCAGUAAAAAAGUUAUGAUAGUUGGACUUUGGCAGAAGUAUAUUCAGAGUCAUUGUUAGUUACCUUCAUUGCUUCCUUUUUUGUCAGAGUGAUAAGAUUUUUGUAGCCAAAUCUGCACAUAUUUGUAGCCAAGUUUACAAGAUGCUUACCAGCUGUCCCUCUCUUUGCAUCCUGUGAGGUGGAUAUGAUGGUCCAGGAAUGGGGUCUUGGAUCUGAGGAAGCUUCCUAAGGUGACACAUCUAAAUCAGGACCUGAACAAGAUGAAUUCCAGGGUUUUUGCUUUUACCUGCCAUGUGAUUUUACAUAAAUCAAGAUCUGAAUGUCAAAUAAAAAUUUACUGGGGCCAAUGGAAAAUGGCAUAAACACUGAAA